AUGGAGAAGACGAUCUCUUCUCAUGCAGUCGAACACAACGAAGGGCUAGACAGACACGAUACCCGGGACGAGAAAGGAGAUCCCAACACCAUGCUCGACCAAAAUGGCUCCUGGGAGGCCACUUUGGGCCAAGCUCAGGCAGCUAAUGCACAUGAGCAUGCCCUCACUGUUCGCCAGGCCCUCAAGUCUUACCCUUGGGCUGUUUUCUGGUCUCUUAUUGUUUCAUUGUCAAUCAUUAUGGAGGGCUACGAUACUAUCUUGAUCGGGUCACUAUAUGCAUAUCCCACCUACGCUCGUCGAUUCGGCGAAUAUCAGGAUGAAACUGAGACCUAUCAAAUCCCGGCUCGGUGGCAGAGUGCCAUGGGCAGCGGUCCCCAAGCCGGUGCUAUCAUUGGUGCCCUCCUGAACGGUUUCAUAAUUCAACGCUUUGGGUAUCGCCCUGCAUUCCUUCUUGGUGUUGUGCUGAUGACCGCUUUUAUCUUCGUGUCAUUUUUCGGCAUGUCUAUUGAGCUUCAGGCAGUGGGACAGAUUCUCUGCGGUCUACCUUGGGGCAUCUUCGCCACGAUUGGCCCUGCUUAUGCUUCCGAACUUUGUCCCCUUCCUCUUCGAAUAUACCUCACCGCUUACACCAACAUGUGCUUCGCAACCGGCCAGCUCAUCGGUGCUGGAGUUCUCAAGAGUUUUAUCGAGUGGAACGAUGAUUGGGCAUGGCGAGUUCCUUUUGCCCUACAAUGGCUCUGGAUCCCGUUUCUAUUUGCCGCAUGUGUCUUGAUGCCAGAGUCUCCUUGGUUUCUAGUUCGCAAGGGUCGAUACGACGAGGCUGAGAAGAGCAUACUCCGCCUGAUGGCAGCUCACGAGAAGCCGCAAGCAAAGCCCCUAGUCGCGCUGAUGAUCCACACAAACGAGACGGAAAAACGCAUUGCGGAAGGGACUUCUUACUGGGACUGCUUCAAGCCGGCUGAUAUACGUCGUACCGAGAUUGCUUGUGUGUCGUUCCUUGGUCAGAUCACCUGCGGUGCCCAAUUCGCCUAUUCUGCUACGUACUUCUUCCAGCAAGCAGGAUUGGACUCGGAAACCUCCUAUAACUUGAAUCUGGGCGGCACGGGAAUGGCCUUCUGUGGCACUAUUGUGUCCUGGUUCUUGAUGAGACACAUCGGCCGUCGAAACCUGUAUCUUGCAGGUAUGACUACUAUGAGCGUGUGGCUCCUCAUCAUCGGCGCAUUAGCCACCAACACUCACAACCCGGCCGUCAAGUGGGUUCAAUCGAUCCUUUGCUUGAUCUGGCUGCUUACCUUCUCUCUCACUGUUGGGCCAAUUGGAUGGGCAAUCCCUGCAGAAGUCUCAUCUACCCGUUUACGGUCCAAGACCGUGGUCUUGGCUAGAACUUCAUACUACCUGGCACAGAUUGUUGCCAAUGUCAUCCAGCCGUACAUGAUGAAUCCAUCUGCGUGGAAUUGGAAAGGUAAAACUGGAUUCUUCUGGUUCGCCUUUGCGUUUCUUAGUGUAGUUUGGGCCUUUUUCCGCCUGCCUGAAACAAGGGGUCGCAGCUAUGAGGAUCUUGACUUGAUGUUCGAGGCCAAACUUCCUACGAGGAAGUUCAAGACCUAUCACGUCGAUGCCUAUGAUAACAACCAGGAAGCAAGAAUGCAGAAGGUUUGA
Fusarium sp. VM40 is the source of this 1659-nucleotide messenger RNA. NCBI's taxonomy places the organism in Eukaryota, Fungi, Ascomycota, Sordariomycetes, Hypocreales, Nectriaceae. The record is from the annotation of a GenBank genome assembly.